Messenger RNA from Solanum pennellii, 894 nucleotides. Its product is annotated as zinc finger protein 1-like. The record is from RefSeq and is a predicted model, not a curated record. Lineage: Eukaryota; Viridiplantae; Streptophyta; Magnoliopsida; Solanales; Solanaceae. Bases 1 to 894 code for a protein of 297 amino acids. The transcript is spliced from 2 exons. Gene Ontology annotation, biological process: negative regulation of abscisic acid-activated signaling pathway.
AUGGAUGCUUUUGCAAUGAAAAAAUCAUGUUCUUCUAAAGAUUCUAGCAAAUCGCCAGCCUUAGAAGAAUCUCAUGAAGUCAUCACAAACACAAAAAAGAUGAAAGAAAUAUCUAUGGAGGACUCUCAAUUGAAGACACAUGAAUUAUCAUGUGGUAGAACACUUCUUCAUCUCAAAGUACGCAACAACGAUGGGAAUAUUAAUUGUUCAAAUCUUGGACUAAAUCUUCUUAAUUCAACUCCAAAUCAUGCUAUUGAGUCUUCCAAUGAGGCAACACACACACAGAGGCAUUCAGCAAAGACUAAGAUUUUCUCUUGCAACUUUUGCAGGAAAGAAUUUUCCACUAAGCAAGCCCUAGGGGGACACCAAAAUGGUCACAAACAAGAGAGGGCAUUGUCUAAAAGGAAAAAGAAACUUGUUGAUGUUGUUCAACCUUUUGACCCUCCCAAUUAUCAUCCUUACUAUAGCCCUUACUCAAAUUUGAACUCACACAUGCCAUUUCACAGUUCUUUUACCAAUCAAUCACCAUUUGGUGUUAAUGGAGAUUCUUAUGUCAUUCAUAACCCUACUUUUUAUCAGACAUGGCCAUGUUUUUCCAGAUACAAUUAUCAAUUUAAUCCAGUGAAGUGGUCAUCAAGCUCAUUAUUUUUUAGUACAAAAAAUCUCCUAGGAAAUAAGAACAAUGAUAUGAUUGGAACUAGAGUUGAUGCGUCGGAGAAUUCCCUUAAUUCUGAGAGCAAAAAUAGUGCAAAAGGUUUGGACUUAAAGGAUUCACCAAUAAAUAUUGAUGAUAAUCUUGAUGGAAAUAGUUAUAUGCAGAUGAAAUUAGAAGAGGCUGACGCGGAGAAGAAUAAUGAAGAAGACGAGGAGCUUGAUUUAGAUCUAAAACUUUAA